AUGGCUCCGCAUAAUGGAAUAAAUUUAUCGGUUCAGUCCACUCUGCUGGUAUUUGAGCGGCUUUCGAAGAAGUCACCAAACUACAAGGACCGUAUCAAAGUCGUGGAAGGCAACCUGGAGAAGGAGGGACUGGACUUGUCACCCGAGAACACACAAUAUCUGUGCGACAACGUGAACGUCAUUCUACACAUUGCAGCCACCGUAAAGUUCGACGAAGAAAUCAUCAAGGCCAUCAACAUCAACCUGCGAGGAACUCGGGAAGCACUUGAAAUCGGCAGAAAAUCCAAGCAUCUAGAGAGUUUCGUCUACGUUUCGACGGCAUACUCAAACAGCUACACCGAGUACAUUGAGGAACGAGUUUAUCCGUUAGAAAUGAACCCGGAGAAGGUGCUGGCAAAUUUGGGAGACGAGAAAUUCAAAGACGAUCUUUACAAAUACUCGUUAAAAUGGCCAAACACAUACACAUUCACCAAAGCCCUGGCGGAAGCCCUUACACAAGAGUACAGACAGUAUUUCCCAGUAGCCGUUGUUCGACCUUCCUGCGUGAUGCCUGCACUAGAUGAACCGAUUCCUGGCUGGUGUGACAGCAUCUACGGAACCAACGGUACAUUCAUUGGAUGGUACUAUGGACUGAUUCGGACUAGUCUCAUCGAUCCAGAUGUUCAGAUCGAUACCGUUCCCGUAGACUAUGUUAGCAACACAAUCAUAUCGGUCGGAUGGAAAACAUUCACCGAAAGGGAAAAGGAAAAGGAACUUCUAGUAUAUAACUGCAUCAGCUCAGCUGACAACCCCUUAACAUUCGACGAACGGCGCCGAGACUGCGAAAAGGUCUUGAAGAAACACCCGCUGCUAACGGCCAUGUACCGACCGAUUACUGUGUGCACCAACAACGAAGCCAUGUUCUGGAUCUACUCGAUGGUCCUGCACUACUUGCCAGCCUUCCUGAUUGAUACGGCCCUUAGGUUGCGAGGUGAAAAGCCACGACUCGUCAGUGCGUACCAGAAGAUCGAUAAGGUUGUCGAAACGGUGAAGCGGUUUACCAGCACGACCUUCUUUUUCGACAAUCAAAACAUGCGAGAUCUGUACAUUCAGAUGAGUUCGUUGGACCACCGGAUGUUCCCGUGUGACAACCGCACUUACAGCUGGCGCCUAUACUUCGAGCGCGUCGUUCCCGGUCUAAAGAAAAACUUCUUCAAGGAAGACUUGAACAACGUUCAGCAGGCUCGGCAAGCCCUCCGGAAGAAGGAACUGACCGUAAACAGCGUGCUGGCUCUGCUUUUCGCUCUGCUCUGUUUCCAGCUCUACUAUUGGCUGUUUUGAGCUGUUCAGAUAGUAUCGAAUGUUUUGCUGUUCUGUUAGUUCUAGGCCAACAGGUUCGAUUGAGAACUUUAAUGAUUAAGUUUUUACAGCGAAAUGCGUCCCUAGUCGCGCACAGUGUUGCACGACUUGGAGAUCAGACCGAUUCAUUAGUGGCUUUUUGCUUCUAACGGAAAAGCCUGUUCAGCCUGAGAUGUGGUCUUGGUGAUCUACGAACUAAAGAAGGGACCAUGCGACUAUCAAUGCCGUUAUUACUUCACGGUUUCCUUCAAGGUUGCAGGAGAUGUUCAAUGUAUAUAGAUGAAAAAUGAUUAUAGAUUUCACUUUUAACUACUCACGUUGCAACCAUUCUUUGCAAGUUUAUACCAAAUAAUAAAACUGUUCGUUUCACACGAAAUAAAAACCUUUAUGUUCCAUCACCAGACAAUAGAUCACCAGAUACGCAUAGGUCGCUAAAUGCUGACGAUUGCUCAACGUAAUAUUGAAUGAAGGGAUUCACCAAAUGAUUUUGGAAGGGCCCCUGAAAGCGGGUCUCAAAGUGAACAUCGACAAAAGAAAAUCAGAAGAAACCAACAAAAGGCACGCAAGUUUACGAUAGAGUUAUUGUAGGUAUCAUAAGUUGUAAUUUGUACAGCCACUUUGUUAGGAGAAAAGGCAUUGCAGUUAGUCAAACCAGUCGAUCGAUUUCAGUGGAAAGUUUGCUUAUCGACACUGCGCUUAGUUUUUUUUAUUCUUUGACUACAAGUUUUGUUUUAGUAACGAUUAGAUUUAUAUUUAUUGGCAAUGCUUAUUUUUAAUCGAAUCUCUAUGAAACCCCACAGAAACGUGGAAAAAGUCGAGACUAAACUCAGUUCUCAGAGAUGCUCAAUUUCAUUACUUCCUCCAACAAUGCGAAGACAAUUUGUCUAAGGGUAUCAUAUAACGCUACGUUAGGUUACAGAAAAAGUGCAAAUUGUGAGGAACAUAAAAUGCAAGAUUCUUUGUUUAACUUCCGGGAUUUAAUGCUAGCCACAGGUACAUUUUAUGCGUAGUUA
Molecule: messenger RNA, 2351 nt
Organism: Uranotaenia lowii
Lineage: Eukaryota; Metazoa; Arthropoda; Insecta; Diptera; Culicidae
Product: fatty acyl-CoA reductase 1-like
Exons: 6
Coding region: 1-1320 (439 amino acids)
Biological process (GO): long-chain fatty-acyl-CoA metabolic process
Cellular component (GO): peroxisome
Molecular function (GO): alcohol-forming very long-chain fatty acyl-CoA reductase (NADP+) activity
Source: RefSeq, a predicted model, not a curated record